AUGGCGCCCGAGCGAACUCACAAUGAAACGUCCCCGUUGCUGGGGGAUAGCAACGGCACUGCGUCAAACGGAGCCAUUCCCCAUCGCGAUGAGGAGCAGCCAGCGGAUAUCGUGCAGUCUACGGACGAACAGGCCAAAGACCCUUUUCCAGAUGCACGGAAGCAACUCAAGUAUAUUGUCCCGGCCAUAUCACUAGGUAUCUUCCUGUCGGCAGCAGACCAGACGAUUAUUAUGGCCAGUUAUGGCCAGAUUGGAAGUGAUCUAAAGGCUCUUAAUCUGACCAGCUGGAUUGCGACUUCGUACUUCUUGACCCUGACUUCGUUUCAACCGCUGUACGGCAAGCUGAGCGAUAUAUUUGGCCGCAAGGCCUGCCUACUCUUCGCGUAUGCCAUCUUUGGAACUGGUUGUCUAUUCUGUGGGCUUGCACGUAAUAUCAAUGAGCUCAUUGCGGCACGUGUAUUCCAGGGCAUUGGUGGCGGUGGGAUGACCACUGUCGUCAGUAUUCUGAUGAGUGACCUUGUUCCCCUGCGCGAUCGAGGGGUUUGGCAGGGGAUUAUCAACAUCAUCUAUGCGACCGGAUCCGGUACUGGCGCGCCUCUGGGCGGAAUCCUAUCUGAUUACAUUGGCUGGCGUUGGGCCUUCCUGGCACAAUUCCCUCUUUGCAUUCUCGCAUUCAUCGCAGUUUCUGUGAUGCUCAAGCUUCCGGCCCGCGAAAAUGCUCACUGGAAGACUAAACUCCGUCGCAUCGACUUCCUUGGUGCCAUUGUCCUGGUUGGUGCCGUUUUGGGCUUCCUGUUGGGCUUGGACCGUGGCAGUAAUGUGUCAUGGAAGCUGCCCUUGACAAUCGCCUCUUUGGGUGUCUCGGUCAUCUUGUUCAUCGUGUUCGUCCUAGUUGAGAUCUAUCUGGCAACCGAGCCUUUCGCGCCCGGUCACAUCAUCUUCGACCGCACCUUCUUCUCCCUGUAUUGCUGUAACUUUUUCAGUUUCGGUGGUUGGCUCGCGGCGCUCUUCUACAUUCCGCUGUACUUCCAGGCAGUCGAUGGGGUUUCUGCCACCAUCGCUGGGCUACGCCUGCUACCAAGCAUUCUGGCCGGCGUUAGUGGCUCACUUUUUGCUGGUCUCCUGAUGAAAUGGACUGGAAAGUACUACUGGCUAACUGUUGCGGGCUAUACGUCUCUGACGACCGGGUGUUUUGUCAUCUAUCUUUUCUCCGGAGGCCUUGUGGCCAGUACAGUACCAAUGAUCAUCGGAAUGACUAUGGCGGCAUUUGGAAACGGAAUCGGCGUUACCACAACCCUCAUCGGCCUGAUCUCCAAUUCUUCUCUUGAAGAUCAAGCUGUGGUGACGGCAUGUUCGUAUCUCUUCCGCUCCCUGGGCUCGGUGAUCGGACUUUCUCUGUCCGCGAGCGUUGUCCAGCAACUCCUGAGGAAACGGCUCCGAUCCGAUCUGCACGAUAGUAAGAACAUUGACGAAAUUGUCAAUGGCGUUCGAGAAAGUCUCGAUUAUAUUAAGAAGCUGGAUCCUGAUAUUGCUCAUAUUGUGCGCAACUGCUACGGCUGGUCGACAAACCAAGGUUUCGGCUUCAUGGUCGUCGUCGUGUUUUUUGCAUUGUUCAGCGCUUUCUUCAUGCGCGAAAGCAAGCUCCAUCGCUAA
This is a messenger RNA of Penicillium atrosanguineum, 1653 nucleotides long. RefSeq names its product putative MFS multidrug transporter. Gene Ontology annotation, biological process: transmembrane transport; basic amino acid transport. The transcript is spliced from 5 exons. Lineage: Eukaryota; Fungi; Ascomycota; Eurotiomycetes; Eurotiales; Aspergillaceae. Gene Ontology annotation, molecular function: basic amino acid transmembrane transporter activity. Gene Ontology annotation, cellular component: fungal-type vacuole membrane. Bases 1 to 1653 code for a protein of 550 amino acids. The record is from RefSeq and is a predicted model, not a curated record.